AUGGCCGUCCAUGAAACUCGAUCUGUUCAUCGUCUGAACCGCGCCACAGCUUGUGAGGUCGUUCCCAUGGAUCCCAGCAUGGAUCCCCCAUGGCUGUCCUCAAACUGCGUCUUACUCCCUCGAACUUGGGCAUUGUGUUUGGAGUCCAUCCUUAUCAUAUUUCAGAUUCCUGUGUAUGCUGCCGCUUACUUUCAUGUCUGGCAUCCUGAUUGUCCCAUCUACGCCAUUAUUGGGUUCCUGGGCCACUUUUCUCGAAACCUGACGGUUCAUGGACGGUUCUUCGGUUGUGGAGUACGCCUGUCCGCGCUACUAUCCAGACUGAACCUGGAUCGACUCCCAACCAAGGCACUCAAUAGUUCGACACCGAGUGUUGAGUUCGUACCUAUUUCAUUCUACUCGUGUCUUGAUUCGUCGCUGGAGCAAACUAAAUUGCAGUGGUUGACCAUGGCGUCAAUCAGGAGCACCCUCCAGGUUCCUGUGCCUUGGAAGGGGGAGCUUAAAUACCGAGCUGUCCCCAUACCGCUAAAAUAA
Molecule: messenger RNA, 531 nt
Organism: Histoplasma capsulatum G186AR
Lineage: Eukaryota; Fungi; Ascomycota; Eurotiomycetes; Onygenales; Ajellomycetaceae
Exons: 2
Coding region: 1-531 (176 amino acids)
Source: RefSeq, a predicted model, not a curated record